Molecule: messenger RNA, 378 nt
Organism: Formica exsecta
Lineage: Eukaryota; Metazoa; Arthropoda; Insecta; Hymenoptera; Formicidae
Exons: 2
Coding region: 1-378 (125 amino acids)
Biological process (GO): synapse organization
Cellular component (GO): neuron projection membrane
Source: RefSeq, a predicted model, not a curated record
AUGGGAAGCGGUGAACGGGUUCAUCCUUGCGCGCGCAUGGACGAGCAAGAAGUGCACUGUCACACUAUGCCGCAAGGCGGUAACGGCAAGAGCGGCGACACGUACAGCCAGAACGCUCUGGAGGAGACCGCACGAUCGACGGGGCCGUACUUCGACAAAUCAGCCUCGAAGAACGUGACCGCACUCUUAGGAAAGACGACGUAUCUCAAUUGCCGUGUCAAAAAUUUGGGGAACAAAACGGUGAGUGACACAAGAACUAUCGUAUCCGUAAAUAGAAGCGUCUUCGCGAUAUUAUAUCUCUCUGCGUUGCUAAUACGUUUCUUUUAUUUAUACUUACGACAAGAUCGUCGUGAUACGAUACUCGGAGAUUAUUCCUGA